UGGGCCCCCAUCAUCGGCCUCAUCGUAGUCGUCAUCUUCUGCGCCGCAGCCUGGGUUCUAGCGCCAAAGGGCGAAAACCAGACGGUUUGGCGAUCUACUCUUGUGCUUUCUGCAGCUGCCAUGUACAUCAUGUGGGCUAUUACUUUCCUUGCACAGCUUCAUCCACUCAUUUCGCCCGUACGAAACGACCUGCGACAGGAGUUAAACGGGGGACGCUAA
Bipolaris oryzae ATCC 44560 is the source of this 219-nucleotide messenger RNA. RefSeq lists its product as uncharacterized. Gene Ontology annotation, cellular component: vacuolar proton-transporting V-type ATPase, V0 domain. Lineage: Eukaryota; Fungi; Ascomycota; Dothideomycetes; Pleosporales; Pleosporaceae. The transcript has 2 exons. The record is from RefSeq and is a predicted model, not a curated record. The annotation marks the transcript as partial. Gene Ontology annotation, molecular function: proton-transporting ATPase activity, rotational mechanism. Gene Ontology annotation, biological process: vacuolar acidification; proton transmembrane transport.